This is a messenger RNA of Arachis ipaensis, 2681 nucleotides long. It is a transcript of the gene MEF29, whose product is annotated as Pentatricopeptide repeat (PPR) superfamily protein. The record is from RefSeq and is a predicted model, not a curated record. Gene Ontology annotation, molecular function: zinc ion binding; protein binding; RNA binding. NCBI's taxonomy places the organism in Eukaryota, Viridiplantae, Streptophyta, Magnoliopsida, Fabales, Fabaceae. Gene Ontology annotation, biological process: RNA modification. Gene Ontology annotation, cellular component: intracellular membrane-bounded organelle.
AAUGCCACCAUCCACCACCUCCUCCAGCUCCACGCUCAGCUCCUCCGUAAUGGCUUCCACUCCGACAUUGCCACCGUCACCAAGCUCACCCAGCGCCUCUUCGACCUCCGCGCCCCUCGCCACGCCCUCUCUCUUUUCUUCUCCUUCCCCAAACCCGACAUCUUCCUCUUCAACGUCCUCGUCCAAGGUUUCUCCCUCAACGCUUCCCCUUCUACCUCUCUCUCCCUCUACUCCCGCCUCCGCAAAAGCAUCAACCUUUCCCCUGAUAACUUCACCUACGCUUUCACAAUCAACGCCGCUUCUGGUUCCCGCGACGAGAAGCACGGGAUGAUGCUGCACGCGCAUGCCAUUGUUGAUGGGUUGGCCCCCAACCUAUUUGUGGGUUCUGCACUCGUUGACUUGUACUGCAAGUUUUCUCGUGUUGGGUAUGCUAGAAAGGUGUUUGAUAGAAUGCCUGAGAAAGAUACUGUUUUGUGGAACGCUAUGGUUAAUGGCUUGGCGAGGAAUUGUUGUUAUGAGGAUUCUAUUGAGGUUUUUGGGGACAUGGUUGAAGAUGGGGUGAGGUUGGAUUCAACUACAUUGGCUACUGUGCUCCCUGCAGCUGCUGAGUUGAAGGAGUUGGGAGUUGGGAUGGGGAUUCAGUGUUUGGCUAUGAAAAUUGGGUUUCAUUCUGUUGAUUAUGUGCUUACGGGCUUGGUUUCAUUGUAUUCGAAAUGUGGGGAUGUGGACACUGCUAGGUUGUUAUUUUGGAUGAUCGAUAAGCCUGACUUGGUGUCUUACAAUGCUCUUAUUUCUGGGUUUACUUGCAAUGGUGAGGUUGAGUGUUCGGUGAAGCUUUUCAGAGAGUUGCUUGCUUCUGGUCAGAGGGUGAGUUCAAGCACUAUGGUUGGCUUGAUUCCAGUGUCUUCUCCCUUUGGUCAUCUUCAUUUGGCUUCCUCUAUUCAGGGAUUUUGUGUGAAAUCUGGUACUAUUUCGCAUCCAUCUGUUUCAACCGCACUCACAACUGUGUACAGUAGGCUCAAUGAAAUGGACUUAGCACGCUCCUUAUUUGAUGAAUCGCCAGAGAAAACUGUGGCUGCUUGGAAUGCUAUGAUUUCGGGUUAUACUCAGAAUGGUUUAACCGAGACCUCUCUCUCUCUUUUUCAGGAGAUGAUGAAGACUGAGUUUGCUCCAAAUCCAGUUACAAUCACAACUAUCCUUUCAGCUUGUGCUCAACUAGGAGCACUGAGUUUUGGGAAAUGGGUCCAUGAGCUGAUCAAAAUCAAAAAUCUUGAACCAAACAUUUAUGUUUCCACUGCUCUAGUUGACAUGUAUGCUAAGUGUGGGAACAUAUCAGAGGCAUGGCAACUAUUUGACUCGAUGAGUGAAAAGAAUACUGUCACAUGGAAUACUAUGAUUUUUGGUUAUGGGCUCCAUGGACACGGGCAUGAAGCGCUUAAGCUUUUUAAUGAGAUGUUACAUUUAGGAUUUCAACCAUCUAGUGUUACUUUUCUUUCAGUCAUGUAUGCUUGUAGUCAUGCUGGCUUGGUAAGAGAAGGAGAUGAAAUUUUCCGUGCUAUGAUCAAUAAAUACGGUAUCAAACCCCUGCCUGAGCACUAUGCAUGCAUGGUGGACAUUCUUGGGCGAGCUGGGCAGUUAGAAAAGGCCUUAGAAUUUAUAAGGAGCAUGCCUGUUGAGCCUGGUCCUGCAGUGUGGGGUACAUUGCUUGGUGCUUGCAUGAUUCACAAAGACACAAAUAUGGCCCGCAUGGCUUCGGAAAAGCUAUUUGAAUUGGAUCCAGGGAGUGUUGGAUACCAUGUUUUGCUCUCUAAUAUAUACUCGGUAGAGAGAAACUUCCCAAAAGCUGCUUCAAUACGAGAAGGAGUGAAGAAAAGAAAACUGGCAAAGACUCCUGGUUGCACUCUAGUUGAGAUUCAUGGGACCCCACAUGUAUUUGUAUCUGGUGAUCGAUCUCAUUCUCAUGCUACUGCUAUCUAUGAAAUGCUGGAGAAGUUAACUAGCAAGAUGAGGGAAAUUGGAUACCGUUCGGAGACAGUCACUGCUUUGCAUGAUGUGGAAGAAGAAGAAAAGGAGCUCAUGGUUAAUGUUCACAGUGAGAAGUUAGCCAUUGCUUUUGCUCUUAUUACAACUGAACCUGGUACUGAGAUCAGGAUCAUCAAGAAUCUCCGGGUUUGUUUAGAUUGUCAUACUGCAACUAAAUAUAUAUCAAAGAUCACAGAAAGAGUCAUUGUAGUCAGGGAUGCUAACAGAUUCCACCACUUCAAAGAUGGUGUCUGUUCUUGUGGCGAUUAUUGGUGAAUCUGAAUGAAUAAUUGUUUACCAGUUAAACUAAGUGGGACAGAAGCAUCACCUGAGCUUUUAGUUUCAUAUUUUUUACCUUACAAUAAUGCGACGCGGACACCCCACUUGAGCAGCAUGACAAUGAGUUGAUCACUUGAAAUAUUUUUGAAGCAAGUUAAAUUGAGUGAUAUCUAAGUUCUAUCAUGCUUGUCUGCUGCUGUACUCCACCUAAACAUCAUACAAGCCCGUUUACUGUAUCAAGCAGUCUUAGUCAUUGUAUCUUUUAGAGACACAUACUAGCAUUGCAUUCUUUUUGUCCAUGCAGGAGGCUGAUAUCCUCCUCGGCUGUACUAUUGUAACGGAGUUGAUAGUAAGUUACCAUGUUUCACUAUUUAUCUAGU